UUGUUUGUUUAUAAACUGGUGAAGAUAGUUUGGCCAACAUGCCGCAAAGCAGCGUUUGGGAUGGAUCAAUCGAACAAUAAUUAUAAAAUCUUUAUAUAUUAACAUUUUAUGAAUUCAAAUGUUUGAACUAUAAGCAACAGAAAAAUACAUUAUACAUAAUAAUAUAAAACAUAUUAAAAUUUAACGAAGGCAACAUUUUUACAGUUUCUAAUCUCUGUUUCUUAGAUGGCGACACUGUGUUAGUAAAAAAAAAUAUAUGUGAAACAAAACAUUUGCCAUUUACAAAAUAAUUGCUGUAUUUGUAUGCUGCAAUCAUGACACUGACAAAUUUUGAGAUGGAAGUGGAUGAUAAACUUUCUAAAGGUGAAGGUUUCAGACCAUAUUAUAUCACGAAAAUUGAAGAACUUCAACUUAUUGUUGCAGAAAAGAGUCAGAAUUUACGCCGUCUUCAAGCUCAGAGAAAUGAACUUAAUGCAAAAGUGCGCAUGCUGCGCGAGGAGCUGCAGCUGCUGCAGGAGCAGGGCUCCUACGUGGGCGAGGUGGUCAAGCCCAUGGACAAGAAGAAGGUGCUGGUGAAGGUCCACCCCGAGGGCAAGUUCGUGGUCGACCUCGACAAGAACAUAGACAUCAACGACGUGACCGCCAACUCGCGCGUGGCGCUGCGCAACGAGAGCUACACCCUCCACAAGAUCCUGCCCAACAAGGUGGACCCGCUGGUGUCGCUCAUGAUGGUGGAGAAGGUGCCGGACAGCACCUACGAGAUGGUGGGCGGCCUCGACAAGCAGAUCAAGGAGAUCAAGGAGGUGAUCGAGCUGCCCGUCAAGCACCCGGAGCUGUUCGACGCCCUCGGCAUCGCCCAGCCCAAGGGCGUGCUGCUGUACGGCCCGCCGGGCACAGGCAAGACGCUGCUGGCCCGCGCCGUGGCGCACCACACGGAGUGCACCUUCAUCAGAGUGUCCGGCUCGGAGCUCGUCCAGAAGUUCAUAGGCGAGGGCUCCCGCAUGGUGCGAGAGCUGUUCGUCAUGGCCCGAGAGCAUGCUCCAUCCAUCAUCUUCAUGGAUGAGAUCGAUUCUAUUGGGUCCUCUCGCAUCGAGUCUGGGAGUGGGGGGGAUUCCGAGGUCCAGAGGACGAUGUUGGAGCUUCUCAAUCAACUGGAUGGCUUUGAAGCUACCAAGAACAUCAAGGUGAUCAUGGCAACGAACAGAAUAGACAUUCUGGACCCUGCGUUGCUGCGCCCUGGACGUAUCGAUCGCAAGAUAGAGUUCCCGCCACCAAACGAGGAGGCUCGACUGGACAUCCUGAAGAUCCACUCGCGCAAGAUGAACCUGACGCGCGGCAUCAACCUUCGCAAGAUAGCCGAGCUGAUGCCCGGAGCAUCCGGCGCCGAGGUCAAGGGAGUGUGCACGGAGGCCGGAAUGUACGCUCUGAGGGAGCGCAGAGUUCACGUGACUCAGGAGGAUUUCGAGAUGGCUGUAGCCAAGGUCAUGCAGAAAGAUUCUGAGAAGAACAUGUCUAUUAAGAAACUCUGGAAGUGAAUGCAUUUUGCCACAAAAAUUUUCACUAACAAAAUUUGUACUGAAAUAUAAAGUUAAUAAUUUACAAGUUAAGCUUUUAACAUGUAACUUAUUUGAUUCUUCUAGUAUUUUGUUUUAAACAGCAAAUAAAUUACAUUUCAUUCUAUCUUAAUUUUAAAAAAACCUGUUCCUCAUAGAUGUUGUGUGUAACAUAUAUGAUUAAAAGUUAAUGAAAAAAUUGUCCA
Bacillus rossius redtenbacheri is the source of this 1759-nucleotide messenger RNA. It is a transcript of the gene Rpt6, whose product is annotated as 26S proteasome regulatory subunit 8. The record is from RefSeq and is a predicted model, not a curated record. Gene Ontology annotation, biological process: proteasome-mediated ubiquitin-dependent protein catabolic process. Lineage: Eukaryota; Metazoa; Arthropoda; Insecta; Phasmatodea; Bacillidae. Gene Ontology annotation, cellular component: proteasome regulatory particle, base subcomplex. Bases 315 to 1535 code for a protein of 406 amino acids. Gene Ontology annotation, molecular function: ATP binding; proteasome-activating activity; ATP hydrolysis activity. The transcript is spliced from 8 exons.